UAUUUAGAGCAGUUGGGGUUCAAAUACACUGAAUUUGAUUGUAAAACGGACUGGAAUGGAGAAUAUGACUACACAGUCUUCAAGAUUAGAGAUAAAAGAUAAUAUUUGAAAUAUAUAAGCAGCUUUUAUCGUACAAGCUUCAUCAUUUUAUCGAUAUCAUAAUGGCUGACUCUGACAGUGAAUCGAACGCGACAGAAUUAGAUUCACCGAAAUCCAAACCAACGAAAGUAAACUUUGUGCUUCUAAAACAGAUUCUAGACGAUGAAUCCAUCGAAAUAACGGACUCUGAAGAAUUAGAGACAAAUAGCAAGGACAAUCAAAGCAAUGCUGAUGGAAACUCAGCGAAAAAAUCGCCGAGAGGACAAGAUUCGAGUGGUCCUAUGGGCACCUACCCUGUUAUUUUCUCAAAAGGCUGUAAAUCUAAAGGCUGUCAAACUAGGUUAUCGGCUUUUCCUUUAUUUUCAGUCCCUGCAGACACAGAAUGGAUAAGCGAAGAAGAAGAAAAUACUUAUACUAAAAAAGAAAAACGCAAGUCUACAGAAAAAAGGAAGAUUACAAGAAAAAGAAACAAUUCAUCAAAUGAAGAGAAGAAAGAAGAAAAAGAUAUUGAAAAACUCCCUGAAAAGACAAAAAAUGCAGAUGGGACAAGAAAAGAUUUUCACUCYGAGCACCAACUKAAAGACACUAAAAAUCCAGUCAUACGGGCUUGGAUACAAAGCAAAAAUAAACUAGCUAGAAAAGCAAGGAAAGAAGAAAGAAAAGAAAAGAAAGCACAGCAUGCUGCAAUAGAAGAAGAAGAACGCUUGAAAUUGGAACGAUUUGAAGCAUCUGAGAAAAAAGUWAAAGAGUGGUUUAAAGUCAAACGAAAAGAAGCUAGAAAACUAUGGARGCAAAAUCACCCRAGGAUCUCCCCCUUUGAUAUGGUUUYRGAGRACAAUAAUGAARCCUCAMCCCCUUCCCAAGAGUACAAAGUUUUUAAAACUUUUAAACAGAACAACUCUAGAUCAAAGCUGAGAAGUUCAAGAAUGUUUGAAGAUCAUAAUAUUGAUUCUGCAACAGUUGUUAGUAUGUCUCAAGAUAUUUUGCAUGCUGAUAACAUUAGGGAAUCGGCAAGAAAUUCAACUACUCUACCGCAAAGACCAAAGACGGCAAGCUAUACACGUCCCAUGGAAAAAACAAAGAAGAUUCGUCCAAAAACUGCAAAACCAGCACCUAAACAAGAAGAUGCAGGGUCUAAGGACAAGCCUUCAAAGCAAAUGAAAUCUUUAAGCUAUGAUGAAUGGUUGAAAUCUAAGAGAGAGCUUGACAAAAAGAGGGUUAUUGAGAGACGCAGAGAACUUAUCGACUCCCAUUUAGAUGCWGUGAUUUCAAAACUAGGAAAGCAACGAGUUGAUAACAUUAUGUCGUCUCGUAAACAUGUUGACACAGGUCUGAAGAAUUYUUCACGUGAUAAUCCUAAAUCUGUUUCCCAAAAGAGAGAGACUUACAAGUGGARGCAGAGUCAUGAUGCACCAAGACCAGARCCACAAGGCUGUGACUGCCCAGAAGCWGAGCAUGUUGAUUCUGACAAAAAAUUAUGUCUUAAUCCCAGCCCUACAACUCCUAGAAGAAAAGCAGAUGAAUUCUGUAAAGAGAUCAAUGCUAAGUGUGACGAGCUCAAGCCUUCAAUGGACAAAGUGUUAGCUGUUUUAGAUUCUGAAAUGAAGAARUGCUCAACWGAGAAACAGCCUCAAAGUGGCUCUUCAAAACCUGCAGGAAGUACCAUUUCAACAGCAAAUGCUACUUGUAAUGACACUGAAAAUUGUGUAGAAACUUUAUCUKUACCAGGAACAGUACUGGAAAAUGAACGACCAUCAAGGCCAAGAUCUGCUCGUCCAAGAUCAGCAAAACCAAGGGUGGUUAGUGACAAUAGUUUGWCUUUGGACGAAGCAAAGAAGAAAAUCUUUCACGAUAUGGAUGUAUUGGGUUUGUGYAAUUCUGAUGAAAACCUUGGAAACAGGAUGACAGCAAAAGAAAACAAUAAUGUUGCUAUGACAACAGAUGGUAACAUUGAUAAUAGUGUCACUAUAACAGCAGAUAAUAAUGACAUUAGAUCAACAGUUAGAAGUAAUUAUUUUGACUAUGGAACUGAAUGUGAUAGAUCAACAGUAAAACAUAAAAAAUGAUAAUUUGUAAUUAUAAUGAAAUAAUUCUGUACAUUGUUGUCMAGACUGUCAAGGAAGACGUAAAGCGUGAAGCAUAGUUUUCCAGCCUUGUUUAGGAAGCUCUCAYGUACCACCUCCACUCAAUUAGAGCAACUUAUAUAAAAUCAUCACAGAUUUUUCUUAAUAAAACAAUAUUAUUUUAAUUCUGUUUUUAUCAUACAUGUAAGUAUAACUAUCAAUCAUUAUCAAGACGUGGAACUUAUUUGAGCGAAGUGUAUGCUGCUUUCAGUGAUUUACACAUAAUCUUUAAUUCAUGUAUAAUAAAUUCUAGCUGUUUCACCAUCACCCUGAUGAAAGCUAUUUUUUAAUAUAAACAUCCCUUUUAUAAAAUCCAUAAAUGAUUUACAUGACAACAAUAGCUAGAUUGUGCAAUUUAACUGUAACUGUAAUAAUAUUUAAAAAUGUUAGGAAUACAAAUAAUUUUUUUUAUAAAUUUGAAUAAAUUUUUAUGUUCAAAAAUGUGGACAUGUCAAUCCAUCAGAAAAGAUCCAACCUUUCGAAAUGGUUGGUAUACAUAAAUAGUCUUAUAAUCUCCAGUUUCGAAUUCUCCAAUGCUCUGUGUUAGCCAGUCAUGUGUGCGAAAAAUAUUCCUAAUUGUGAG
Exaiptasia diaphana is the source of this 2805-nucleotide messenger RNA. RefSeq lists its product as uncharacterized. The transcript has a single exon. The coding region runs from base 162 to 2165 and encodes 667 amino acids. The record is from RefSeq and is a predicted model, not a curated record. Lineage: Eukaryota; Metazoa; Cnidaria; Anthozoa; Actiniaria; Aiptasiidae.